GAAAAAUGUAAAUCCAUUAAUUUUUCUUCCUUCCUCUGUUCCCCAUAAUCUCUCACCGCAUUCUCUCUCUCUCUCUCUCUCUCUCUCUCUCUCUCGUUGCACGUGGAGAACAAAGUGAGUACACCGCUAUUUUCCUCUGUACUACCCCUAGUAAAUAUUUGAAAAACCCUAUGGACAGAGCUUUUACCCAACAAGAAGACGAACGAGAAGCAACGGUGCACGACCAAAGUAUUGUCCGUCACUGACCAAAGCUUUGAACCUCUGUUAAUGUUAACCCAUUUCCUAUUUUGGGCUCUUGGGUAUCGAAAUCUCUACGCAGCUUGUCUUUCAGAGCUCGAUUUUCAAAUGGGAUCGUUUAGACAAGAUUUCUUUGUUCGGGUUUAGUUGUGAAGGGUUCUUUUUUUUUUUUUUUCUUUUUUAUGUGGUUCUUCUGGUUGUAUUGAAGCAACAUAGGUGGGAAUGGAGUGUUUAGUUGAGAAGUCUGGGGGAAUCAAUGAGAGGAAAAAUGGCUUCCAUGGGAACGAAACUGAGUCAUUUACGGAUUCCGUUGAAGAGUCUCAGGAUAGCAGUUCCUGCAGUUCAAGCUCUGAUAUCUUGACGUCUGUUGGGACUACGAAUGAAGAACGGAACCAUAGUAGUUCAGAAGAGGCGUCCUCACCGCCUUCACCAGGCUGGCCGAUUCCGAAGUCGGAGUUAAAAAAUUAUUCGAUUUCUGAUGCUGACAAAAUGCCCCAUUUGGAUAAUAAGAAAUUAGACAAACAAGGAUCAAAGAUUUCGGAGGUUGAGAUGAUGAAAGAGAAGUUUUCAAAAUUGUUACUUGGUGAAGACAUGUCCGGAUGUGGAAAAGGAGUUUGCACAGCAUUGACCAUUUCGAAUGCCAUUACCAAUCUUUGUGCUACCCUUUUUGGGCAGCUUUGGAGAUUAGAACCCCUACCCCCAGAGAAGAAAGCGAUGUGGCAAAGAGAGAUGGAAUGGCUUCUUUGUGUUAGUGAUCACAUUGUCGAAUUGGCAUCCUCUUGGCAAACAUUUCCUGAUGGAAGAAAGAUUGAGGUUAUGACUUCUAGACCCAGAUCAGAUCUUUUUAUCAAUCUUCCAGCAUUGCGUAAACUAGACAAUAUGCUUAUUGAAAUAUUAGAUAGCUUUAGCAACACAGAAUUCUGGUACGUCGACCAAGGAAUUAUAACCCCAGAUGCUGAUGGGUCAGCCUCUUUUCGCAGACCCCUUCAGCGCCAAGAGGACAAGUGGUGGCUUCCUGUGCCCCGUGUACCUCCUGGUGGUCUCCAUGAAAAUUCAAGAAGAGAGUUGCAGCAUAAACGUGAAUGCACUAAUCAAAUCCUUAAAGCUGCAAUGGCUAUCAACAGCAUUGCUUUAGCUGAAAUGGAAGUCCCUGAGUCAUAUUUGGAAUCUCUACCAAAGAAUGGAAGAGCCUGCCUAGGUGAUGUGAUUUACCGGUAUAUUACAUCAGAUCAGUUCUUCCCCGAAUGCCUCCUUGAUUGCCUUGACCUUUCCUCUGAACAUCAGGCCCUAGAAAUUGCCAACCGUGUUGAGGCAUCAAUAUACCUUUGGCGCCGGAGAAUAGAUUCAAAACCCAUAAGCAAAAAUCGCUCGACUGCUAAGUCAUCCUGGGAAAUGGUCAAGGAAUUGAUCAUUGAUGGAGAUAGAAUGGAAUUGCUUGCGGAUAGAGCUGAAAACUUAUUUCUUUGCUUGCAGCAGCGGUACCCUGGUCUUCCACAGACAACCUUGGAUAUGAGCAAGAUACAAUACAAUAAGUUUUUUCAGGAUGUUGGGAAAUCCAUUUUAGAGAGCUACUCAAGAGUCUUGGAGAGCCUGGCGUUUAAUAUUGUUGCCCGCAUUGAUGAUCUGCUCUAUGUUGAUGACUUGACUAAGCAUUCAGAUCAACAUUCAUCAGUCCCCACAGUUAGUGUGAUUGGAAUUGCCCACAAGAAGGCAUCAGUUCUGUAUUCAGUGCCUGUCUCAAGCACUCCGUAUACUACUGCUUUUACCACUCCAAGCUUGUCACCUGCACCUCUGGUUAGCCCUGCAGGAGGAGAGAGGUCCCCUUUCUUCAACGACAACAACAACAAGCUGCAACAUCGUGGGUUUGGAGUAAAGAAAGCCCUGACAGAUUAUCUUGGUCGUGAUACAAAAAGAAACAGUUCCUGCAAUCAAGUUGAGGGGUCAGGUACAGUCUCAUGCUGAAUUAUUGCUGAAGCGAAUGUAACCUCUUCCCAGCAUUGAAACUUGAAAGUCAUGAGAGCAAGAAAGAUGUCCUCGGCCCGCCCCCCAGUUUGGGAUUAAGUUGUAGCAAGAGACCACUGAAUUUUCAUAGCAGAAACCAGUUGUGUCUCACAAGGCAUUUCAGCUUUAAGACUGUCAUUAUAAAUUGGCAAGUGGAAUCAAGGGUUAGGAAAAUCAACCAUCAAAUUGUUUGUUUUCUAAUUUUGCUGUAACGAGUUCCAUGUUUAUUGAAAUUAGCCUGACAGUUUGAUGGGUUCAUGGAUAUCACUUAA
Messenger RNA from Nelumbo nucifera (sacred lotus), 2510 nucleotides. RefSeq names its product rop guanine nucleotide exchange factor 7-like. Gene Ontology annotation, molecular function: guanyl-nucleotide exchange factor activity. The record is from RefSeq and is a predicted model, not a curated record. NCBI's taxonomy places the organism in Eukaryota, Viridiplantae, Streptophyta, Magnoliopsida, Proteales, Nelumbonaceae.